AUGGGACCACCGGUUACCGGGGCGACAGAACUCCACCCAGCGAAAUCCAGUCAGCAUGAAGCAGUUGGUUGUUUAGACCCGCACCGCAAGAAUCCUCUGCAGCCGACCAAGGGCGAGAAGAUCAUGCUGGCCAUCAUGACGAAGAUGACCUUAACGCAGGUGUCCACGUGGUUCGCCAACGCCCGCCGGCGGCUGAAGAAAGAGAACAAGAUGACCUGGUCGCCGCGGAAUCGCGGCUGCGAGGACGACGACAAGUCGGACGGGGAGAACGACGGCAACGAGAGCGGGGACGAGUUCCUGGCCAUCGACAAGGAUGACGGCUCACUGUCCGAAAUCAGCCCUCCACAUCUGAUGAUAACGGAUCAGAUCAAGCGAAUCCACGUCAGGCAAUCUCCCAUGCUAGAGACACCUUUGAAAGGUCAUCUUUUACGCUAA
Paramacrobiotus metropolitanus is the source of this 435-nucleotide messenger RNA. RefSeq names its product iroquois-class homeodomain protein irx-2-like. Gene Ontology annotation, biological process: neuron differentiation; cell development; regulation of transcription by RNA polymerase II. Lineage: Eukaryota; Metazoa; Tardigrada; Eutardigrada; Parachela; Macrobiotidae. Gene Ontology annotation, molecular function: RNA polymerase II cis-regulatory region sequence-specific DNA binding; DNA-binding transcription factor activity, RNA polymerase II-specific. The record is from RefSeq and is a predicted model, not a curated record. Gene Ontology annotation, cellular component: nucleus.